Molecule: messenger RNA, 405 nt
Organism: Sphenostylis stenocarpa
Lineage: Eukaryota; Viridiplantae; Streptophyta; Magnoliopsida; Fabales; Fabaceae
Source: the annotation of a GenBank genome assembly
AUGGCAGGCACAAACCUCGGUCACGGUUCCAAUAAAAACAUUCGAUGUCAUCACUGUGCAGGACCUCUUUCUAAGAACAUGGAAACCAGUAACUGGACCGUUCCGCCACUUGUGCGGGACAGUUUUUCUAUGAUUGGUUCUGCCGUUGGUGGCACCACAAGUGCAUUUUAUGGAUUCAACCAUGUUAUGCCUGUUGUUCGGAGAUGCGUAAAAGGACCCAUGUGGGUGCAUUUUCUCAUUGGUACACCGCCUGUGAUAGUAUUCUCUUCAACCUGUGCAGGACUGGCAGGUGGGGCUGUUCCUGCUAUUGCACAACUUGUUUCCUCAUCUUACCAUGCUGCAUUAUCAUCUCCUCCUUCAGAGGAUGAUGAGAUUCAGAAGUCAAGAACUUCCUCUACCCUCUAA